Messenger RNA from Sphaeramia orbicularis (orbiculate cardinalfish), 1455 nucleotides. Its product is annotated as calcium-binding protein 2-like. Gene Ontology annotation, cellular component: cytoplasm. Bases 418 to 1107 code for a protein of 229 amino acids. The record is from RefSeq and is a predicted model, not a curated record. NCBI's taxonomy places the organism in Eukaryota, Metazoa, Chordata, Actinopteri, Kurtiformes, Apogonidae. Gene Ontology annotation, molecular function: calcium ion binding; calcium channel regulator activity. The transcript has 7 exons.
GGGCUGGUGGGAUUAAACAGACAUUACUGCUGUGAGGGGACACAUGGAUGAGCUGCUUUCAGUUAGUUUGGGUUAGUUUUGUUGUUGGGUUGCUUUGCUUUAUGACCCCACUUAACCACCUAAGUUUGGAUCAUAUAGGGUUGGGUUCCACAUGAAUGGAUUACAGACAGUUUUGUCUCUGUGAAAUCAGACGUGGUUUGUAACCAGCAUGGGAUACUGAGAGGAUUUUACCAGCAGCAGAGCUCAAACCUGAGCUGGACCACUGAGGAGUCUGCUGAAGGGGGAGAGAGGAGGAAGAGAAAAACAGGAGAGGAAACAGAAACAAAGGAAAGGAGUCUGGUAGUAAGACAAAGAGGAAGAACUAGGCAGCAGAGGGAAAGAGGGUGACACUGUCUGUUGAGCAUUGGAGGUUUGGUGAUGGGAAACUGCACCAAACCAUCCAAGAAACAAAAAAUGAAAAAGGAGGCAAAGGACCAGCCUGAAACAGGCAAAGGGCAAGCAGUGGCCAAUCAGGGUGUGCAUCUGGAGGCAGAGGAGGAUCAGGACAUGGAGGAUAGUCCAUUCACAGAUCCCCUUGGUGCGCUGGUGAAGAACUGCAACAUGCUGCACCUGGCAGGCCCAGCCUGCAUCUUCCUUAAACAUGGCUUUGCACAGACAUUCGACCGAGAGUUGAGACCAGAGGAGAUUGAUGAACUCCGAGAGGCAUUUACAGAGUUUAUGAAUAAAGACGGCUACAUCAAGACGCAAGAUCUGGGGGAGUGCAUGAGGACCAUGGGAUACAUGCCCACAGAGAUGGAGCUCAUUGAGCUGAGCCAGCAGAUCUGUGGAGGUAAAGUGGACUUUGAGGACUUUGUGGAGCUGAUGGGACCAAAGAUGCUGGCAGAGACAGCAGACAUGAUCGGAGUCAAAGAACUGCGAGAUGCAUUCAAAGAGUUUGACUCCAAUGGUGAUGGUCAGAUCAGUUUGACGGAGUUGCGUGAGGCCAUGAAGAAGCUGAUGGGGGAACAAGUGACCAACAGGGAGAUAAAUGAGAUCCUGCGAGAUGUUGACCUCAAUGGAGAUGGUCUGGUGGACUUUGAGGAGUUUGUGCGAAUGAUGUCACGCUGACCUGUUCAAAUGAACACACAGACUUUAUGCAACUGCUGGAUUAGGGAACACUAUACUGUAGUGAAUGUCCUUCAUUUGCCCGUCAAAGCAUGCAUUUAAACGCAUAUUUUUAUAUCAAGUAAUAAAAAAGAAAAAUGUUCUGGACAGAGAAAAAACUCUUUAACAUAACUGCAUACAUAUGAAGUUGACUUACAGCAGAUAAAACAUUUAAACAUAUCAGAGGCUGCAUACAUUCAUAUUCAUGACUUAGUGUUUUUUUAGAUGUAUUUUUAUAUAUCAGUGUUUAUCCUAUGAGUGUAAAUUAUUGUUUGUAAAAACCUUUUCUAAUUAAAAACAAUGCAAAAAUGG